This is a messenger RNA of Rubroshorea leprosula, 795 nucleotides long. NCBI's taxonomy places the organism in Eukaryota, Viridiplantae, Streptophyta, Magnoliopsida, Malvales, Dipterocarpaceae. The record is from the annotation of a GenBank genome assembly.
GCAGAAUUUGCCAAAAAUCCAUUUGAUGGAGCCUUCAUUCUUACAAAGUAUGAAUUGAUAGAAUUAAAAUAACUCUCAAGACAUACAACCCCUUGUUGUGUUCCAACACAAAACCAACAUAAACUUUUCCACCAUAAAGUCAGCUUUAGUCUUUUCGGCUACGAAUCACACCCCCAAUACCCUGCAACAUCUUUCUAAAGAAACUCCGUGCACGCUAUAACUUUUAAUUUUCAACAUAAAAUUCGCCUCCUCUCACGUCCAAAUCGGAGAAAUCAAACCCUAACUUUAGCACACAAAACCCAAAGCAAACGUCCCCUUCACAGUUAUGCUAUCUUGUAGAGCUCGUUAACGAGCUCUGACGCGCAGAAUACGGCAGUCAGCUGAAGCAUUUAAAGCAUUUCCUUCAGAAAGCAGCUCUCGAGAAAGCAAGAUUUCGAAGAGAAAUAAAAAUGAUUCAAAUCAACGAAACGGUGGCGAACUGCACGAAAGUAUCACUUCACCGGAAACCAAACAGUUCCGUUUCCGAUCCACUUCCGACUGAGAACCCAAAUUAACAGCUACACCGGCGAAAACGAAACGAAGUUGAAAGGAACUAGUCUCAACGGUAAGCUCAUCCGCAGCUCGAGAAUCCAAAUUGGAUUGUUCGGAACUGAGUGAACCAGGGAAAAGAAGAAAGCGAAGGAAAGGAAUGGAAAAAAAUGGAAUUUAUGGGAUCAAGGAGAAGGAAACAGAGUUGUUCGCCGGGAAAUCAGAGGAGGAAGAAAAACAGAGCAAAAAUAAAAGAGGCUUUCUUUU